AUGUCUCGUCAAUUCAUUCCAAAGUUAUGUAACGAUUUAAUAGAACUUCUGGAGGAGGAUACCAACUAUUUUGACGUGAUCAUCGAAGUUGGCGAAGAGAUAACAAACAAGAAAAUGUUUCAAGCACAUUCAGUAAUUCUACACUACAGAUCUCCAUAUUUUCGUAAAGUGCUGGCGAAUUCCACAAGGAACGGAGAAAAUGAAUAUGUGUUAAGGUUACCAAAUAUCUCGGGAAAUAUAUUCCAAAUUUUAUUGAGAUAUAUAUACAAUGGAAGUCUUGUUAUAGACUCACUCACCAACCUCGACAUCUUUCGCCUUUUGAUCGCCGCCGAUGAUCUCUAUCUCCAAGAAUUCUUCCACCUGUCAUCUCGCGAGUUUUUCGAGAAAGUUCGUCCGUUUGAAAAGAUUAUACGGCAACGCGUUUACGAGGAUUUGAUGCAAUACUUUUUGGUGCCGGGAAGCGAUCCAAACACGGAAAUUUUGCCCCCAAGACAAGGGAUGAUUGAUUCUACGCUCAUUACCAGUAAACAUGCAUCGUUGCUUUCUUCCUGGAUUGAUCAUAAACAUCAGUGUUCAAAACUGCCUCUUGGGUUUUCUUAUUACGAAAUCUACGAAAAUCCGUACGAAUUUAAACUAUUGCUCCGAGGUACACGUGAUGAUUUUUCCUUGGCAUCAUUCAAGGGAUUAUGUUAUGAUAAACCAAUGACGAUUGUGGUAAUGAGGGUCAAGGGAACUGACGAACUAGUGGGAGGGUUUAACCCGAAAUCGUGGAUUCCGGGGGAGAACGUUUAUGAGUAUUCGGAAGAUAGUUUUUUGUUUGCAUUUAGGGGAUCUAACAUUUCUAGGGGAGGGAUGGGCGUAAAGAACAUUAUAUUGAGUAGAGUAGAACAACCUACGCAUGCGUUAUAUCAGAGUGCAAAUAAUGGAUUGACAUUCGGUGGUGGUGACCUGGAAAUGUAUGGAGAAUAUUUUAAUGAGGAGAAUAAAAUUUACUGCAAUAAGUAUGAGUACGAGAGGUGCAUUAGGCAGGCUGGCG
Messenger RNA from Acaulospora morrowiae, 1036 nucleotides. The record is from the annotation of a GenBank genome assembly. NCBI's taxonomy places the organism in Eukaryota, Fungi, Glomeromycota, Glomeromycetes, Diversisporales, Acaulosporaceae.